This is a messenger RNA of Lentinula edodes (shiitake mushroom), 1244 nucleotides long. RefSeq lists its product as uncharacterized. The record is from RefSeq and is a predicted model, not a curated record. Bases 209 to 1114 code for a protein of 301 amino acids. The transcript has 6 exons. NCBI's taxonomy places the organism in Eukaryota, Fungi, Basidiomycota, Agaricomycetes, Agaricales, Omphalotaceae.
CGGGAGCAAGUAGUCUUUGCAGUGGUUCUCAGUACAUGUAUGUCAAAGGAUCCAGUUGGCACCCGCUCAGCACAGCGUCGGAUCAGUGACCCUGUCUCUAUGUCGAGCAUAUAAACCUGAUAUAAACCUUCGUUCCCAAUUUAUCUCCCUCUCACUUGUCACAUUUCCCAGAGCUGGUCUCUGUACGUUUGCAUUUUUCAUAUCAGUCAUGGAAAGCAAAAGCCUCCAGGUCUAUCAUACCUCGACUCAUUACAAGGGUUUAGGAGGCUGGAUAUUUCGUACUGUUCUUCUUGCGAUCCUAGCUUCGACGUUGCUAGCAACGACAGGUUAUACAUCCCCCACUCCCCUCAUGCCAGAACAUCCAGGGCUUGGACUCCGUUCCACAACACUCGAUCAUGUCUAUCCAAUUUCAGUUCCGGGUCACAAGUACUACACUUCAUAUCAUCAUAAUGUUCGUACGGCACCGGAUGAAACUACUCCGGAGGACGAGCAACAACGCCAUCCAAAUCAGGUGGUCCAGCCCCGGUACCUUGAUUCAAGGGGAGCUAGUAGUAGUGCAGUAGACAAAGUGAUGGAUCGAGUUGUAAGAAAAUUUUAUAAGGGAUUUUUUUUGGUUGGCUUUGCCUAUGUAGCUCCUAUAAUUGGCGAGGCGUCCCAAAAGUUUGUGCUAAGAGAUAUCGAUAGCUUGAUACUUCCUGGCCUAAACUUGGAGUCAAAGGGCUCGGUUUUCUAUCUCCUACCAAGGCUUGGACUGGAGGGCCAAAACCCUAAUAAUUAUUGGAGUUGUCAGAUAUAUGCAUUGAUUCAAGAAGAUGAGGAAAACCCUCCAAUGUCCUAUGACGAACUUGUGUUGGUACCUUCACCCAGUACUGAUGAUGCCGGAUCACUCUUGCAAUACCGCCCGCCUACACAUCCGAGUUCGAACGACGCCUCGAUCCACUUCUAUGGCCAUCCUAAAAACAAGAAGAUUACCGUGAUAGAAGUUCCAAAGAGAGUGGAGCAAUGGUUAUUAUCUGCACAGUGUUAUAGAACUGCGACCAUUAUUCAAACCAAGGCUGAUUGGGAUGAACUCAUACCGGAAAUAAAAGGAUGGCCAAAAGGCCGUACCAUGUGAUGAUUCUCCCUUAUGUGUAAACUGUAAAGGUUUCUGGAUGUGGAGUAAUACGUGUUGAAUACGAUUUUGAAUGUCUUUGACAACCGGAAUCUGAGGCCUCUGUAUUUGUACCCAGUCAUUUGAGUGUUCU